AGUUCCUUUCGUGAUUUUCGCUAAAGAAAAGCAAAAAAAAUGUCUUUGAGAUCAGAAGCAGAAUCUUUUGAAACCAUUCGUGAAAAAUUGCAAGCAAUUGACACAAGCAACAAAGAUCUUGCUCACAUUUUCAAGAUUAGAAUCACAAAUGGCGGCGAAGUAGUCAAAAUUAUGAUGCUUGAUGCAGUCAACAUUAAAUUUUAUGAAGGAGAUGAGGAAGCUGAAUGCACAAUCACACUUGAAGAUGACUUAUUAGCCAAUAUUGUAGCAAAGAAAACCAGUGCAGUUGAGGCAUUAAAGGAAGAACUUAUCACAGCUGAGGGAAAUCUUGAAUUACUCAUCAUUCUUAACGAUCAAUUAUAAAAUGUGACAUUUCUGACUCGAAU
Messenger RNA from Chironomus riparius, 386 nucleotides. Lineage: Eukaryota; Metazoa; Arthropoda; Insecta; Diptera; Chironomidae. The record is from the annotation of a GenBank genome assembly.